CGUGAGGCCUCGUGUCGGGAGGGGAACAGUUGUGAGUUGAGUGCUGUAGUCCUGUCUGUGGCUGUCAGUCCUGCUGUUCAUGCCACUGUCAGUGCCACUGUCAGUCAAGUCAAUAGGAGGAGGAAACCAAUCGGAUGGUGAGCAAAGCUUGAUUACCUGCUGAUCAAUAGCUUGCACAGAUGUGGAGGCCGCUAAAUACUUUAAUUUGCUAUUGAGCAUCAGCCCUCCGCCUCGUUCAUACGGGCAGUCGAGUGUCGCCAGUCAGGGGGGGCCUCGGGGGUUACAUAGGAAAACCAAUCCAAAGCGUGGUGUACUAUGAAUCUGAAGAAGAGAGUUUUCAUUAUCGUCGUCUCCUGUCUGGCAGUCUUCUCCGCCAUGGUAUUUCUGGUCAGUCUUCCCGGUCAGCUGUCCCUGGCCCUUCGAGAAGAUUCCGACUGCAGCAGGAUGGAGACAAUACCCUGGGAGCGCAGAAGCGUGUCCACCAUGCGGGAGGACUACGUGAAGCCCACCCGGAUCAAGCUGGACUUUGUAGAAGAGGGUUUUCUCUACCAGAACUGCUGUGGCAGACCCAAUGAAACAGCCUUCAAGUUUAUAGAGCCACCCCAGUACCUAGACAACAGCAAGUCGCCAUGCUGGUACAACUCCUCUGGGCUGCUGAGCUGCGUACCCUACUUCUUCGUGGUGGGUGUCUUCAAGUGCGGAACUACCGACCUGUUUAAGCGAAUCACCAGGCACCCGGAUGUGCUGAUGGGUCAGAAGGAAAUCCACUGGUUCACCAAGUUGCGGCGCUUUGGUUACAGCUUCGACUGGUACAUCAACCAGUUUGACCCGCUGGCUCGAGCAAUCGACGCAGAUAUCAAGCGAAAAGGAAGGUCUGAUCUGGUGAUUGGAGAAGGAAGUGUGAGUUAUUUCUCCGACACACUCAUGUGGCCAAAUCUCUAUGGCAACGAGUUUUGUGCAGAGCCCCGACACACGGUGGCCGCUCAUAUUCACCACCUGAACCCCAAGGCAAAGAUCAUUCUUAGUCUGCGAAACCCCACCGAGAGGCUGUACAGCAAGUACCUAUUCACGGCCAAGUCCAGCGAGCUGUUCAAGAACCCCAGUCCGCAGCAGUUCCACGAGUAUGUGGGCAAGUCGGUCCGCUACUACUCCAAGUGUUUGGACUCCAUGUCCGUCCGCGUCUGCUCCUACAACCACACCCUGGCUAGGAGAACAAAGCUGAUGAUCCACGAGGGCAUGUACUCGGUGUUCCUGGAGGACUGGUAUCGCGUCUUCCCCCGGGAGCAGAUCUACGUCGUGCGCAUGGAGGACUACUCGCUGGACAUGGUGGGCGAGCUGCAGAAAAUCUACGACUUCCUGGACCUGGGUCACCUACCGCAGACAGAGAUGGAGGAAAUCGCCAACUUCAGCAUCGUCAACGCCGGCAAGAACUACGACGUCGGCAACAUGAAUAAUAAAUCCUACUACCUGCUUAACGGCUUUUACAAACCGUUUAACGAGCGGUUAGCGCGCCUGAUGAAGGACAAGAAGUGGCUGUGGAAAGACAGUGACUAAUUUGUCUGUCAGUUUAGUGACACAUGGAGAUCAUUAGCUACGCAAGUUUAGGUUUAGUGUGAAUGGCAAUCACUCAGUCGUCAUCCUCGAGUGAAUGAGUGGACAGGUCAACGAACGAUGGUGUGAGUGCGAACAAACAGCAAUCACAACAGUUCACGUCUGCCAAGAUAUCAACUGUUGUGCAAGUUUGUGCAAGUGUAUUAAAGAAAAUAUACAAUAGCUACACCAAUCUAUCACUUACCUGAAAAAAGAUCUGUUUGCCUUUAUCAGCGAGGAAUUGUGUGUCACGUGACCAGAGUAGCAACAGCUGUCGACUAUUUCACUCGCCUUGUCCUCUCUCACUCCUAACCACAAUCAUUGAUAGUUAACUCCCCUGUUAACUCCAUAGUUAGCAGCCAGAAGUAGUCCGCACCCACGGGUUUCCUUAACCUGCAGGGUUAGCAAGGAGUCUGUGACUACAACAAUGGACUGUACAAUACUUACAGUGUGUAGCAUUAUAUUGUACAAUACCUACAGUCUGUAGCAUUAUAUUGUACAAUACUUACAGUCUGUAGCAUUAUAUUGUACAAUACCUACAGUCUGUAGCAUUAUACUGUACAAUACCUACAGUCUGUAGCAUUAUACUGUACAAUAGUUACCGUGUGUAGCAUUAUACUGUACAAUACCUACAGUCUGUAGCAUUAUACUGUACAAUACCUACAGUCUGUAGCAUUAUAUUGUACAAUACCUACAGCCUGUGACUACAAUUGUACUGUACAAUACCUACAGUCUGUAGUAUUAUAUUGUACAAUACUUACAGUCUGUGACUACAAUUGUACUGUACAAUACCUACAGUCUGUGACUACAAUUGUACUGUACUAUACCUACAGUCUGUAGCAUUAUAUUGUACAAUACUUACAGUCUGUGACUACAAUUGUACUGUACAAUACCUACAGCCUGUGACUACAAUUGUACUGUACAAUACCUACAGCCUGUGACUACAAUUGUACUGUACAAUACCUACAGUCUGUGACUACAAUUGUACUGUACAAUACCUACAGUCUGUGACUACAAUUGUACUGUACAAUACCUACAGCCUGUGACUACAAUUGUACUGUACAAUACCUACAGUCUGUAGUAUUAUAUUGUACAAUACCUACAGUCUGUGACUACAAUUGUACUGUACAAUACCUACAGUCUGUGACUACAAUUGUACUGUACAAUACCUACAGCCUGUGACUACAAUUGUACUGUACAAUACCUACAGUCUGUGACUACAAUUGUACUGUACAAUACCUACAGUCUGUGACUACAAUUUACUGUACUAUACCUACAG
Molecule: messenger RNA, 2869 nt
Organism: Pomacea canaliculata
Lineage: Eukaryota; Metazoa; Mollusca; Gastropoda; Architaenioglossa; Ampullariidae
Product: carbohydrate sulfotransferase 15-like
Exons: 9
Coding region: 316-1554 (412 amino acids)
Biological process (GO): hexose biosynthetic process
Molecular function (GO): N-acetylgalactosamine 4-sulfate 6-O-sulfotransferase activity
Source: RefSeq, a predicted model, not a curated record